Trichoplax adhaerens is the source of this 504-nucleotide messenger RNA. RefSeq lists its product as uncharacterized. The record is from RefSeq and is a predicted model, not a curated record. The transcript has 4 exons. Lineage: Eukaryota; Metazoa; Placozoa; Uniplacotomia; Trichoplacea; Trichoplacidae. The coding region runs from base 1 to 504 and encodes 167 amino acids.
AUGCCGAGAAAACCUUGUUAUCCAUAUUGGCUUGAAGAAAAGCCGCAAAAUGAAUUGGAAAGUCUAGAAAAAAGAUUUACUUUAGAUUGUGUUUCUGUCAGCUCUUUAUCAAGUGGGACAAGUAAAAUCUAUCCCAAACCAUUCUCUGUAAUACCACCAUAUAACGCACAAAAGGACAAACAUGCCAAAACCUACUUCCGAUCCAAAGGGACUCAAAAGAUUAUUAGAAAUAGCGAUCAAAUAAAUGGUGGCUGUUCAAUCAACGGCAAAAUUGCAGAUCGGUUGAACGAAACAAGCUUACCAGCUAUAUAUAUCAAAACUCGUAACAAAGCUGGAUGCGGUUAUUCAAGAGAAACAGUAAGUGGUCAUGCAAGAUUCAUGAGUAAUGUCCCUCCAAUUGUUGGUUGGAACGGCGAAUUCGGAUUUCGUAGAAAUACUCCAGAUCUCCUGAAGCAUCCAUCAGUUUUUGAUCACGUAACUCGCCCCGGCACAACACCAUUCUAA